AUGGAGAGCAAGUUUUCCCAUGAUAUUGAACCAGUUGCUCAGGAUUGUGAAAAUAAUGAACAAUUUGGGUCUCGAGACAGAAGGGAUAUUGAAAAUCAACUUCCCGACUCUGUACUAAUUCUUAAUGGAAUGAAAGUGAAUUAUGAAAAUGUGUGUGAAAUUCUUUGGCGGGCUGCUGUGGAAGAUAAUUGGAGGCUUGCUGAACAAAUUUUUAACAAGGAUCCAAGCUUUGUUCGUCAAACGAUAUCGGACCAACUUGGAACAAUACUUCACAUUGCAGCAACAACAAAAAGCACCCGAUUUGUGCGAGAGCUAAUGAAACUGAUUGAAGUAAGUGACUUGGAAGUGAAAAAUAAAUACGGGAAUACAGCUUUUUUUCUUGCAGCAGGGUCAGGGUUCAUUGAAAUUGUUAAAGCAAUGAGGGGAAAAAAUGAGAAUCUACCGAACAUCCGUGGUUACCAGGAAAGAUUACCAAUCACUUUGGCAGCUCUGAAAGGGUAUAAAGCUAUGGUAUCAUACCUUUUUGAGGUCACAAGUUUUGAUGUGAUACAACAACAAGAACGCUUAGACCUUCUUCGGCACACUACCCAGAAUGAGAUGUAUGAUGUAGCAUUAUAUAUACUUAAGAAGGACAGAAAAUUAGCCAGUGAAACGUUACAAGAAAGUGUUAGUGUCUUACACAUUCUAUCUGGAAAGUCCUUAGUGAUCAGUAACCGCGAAGAAAAUUUGAAGAGAUUCAUUGAAGGAGUGCUAAAAUUGCUUCAAACUUCGGGGGUACUCCCAGAAAGAUAUGUACCGGAGAAACAAGCAGGUCUACUACUUGAGGAGCUAUUGGCGGAGUGUAAAAGAAGUGCAAAGGAUAAGCUAUCGGACGUACUGAUAAAUGAAGGCUUGAUCCGUUGGGCUGCAAUAGCAGGAAAUGUAGAGUUUUUAGUUCUGGUUAUUCACAGUUAUCCUGAUCUUAUAAACUACCUUGACCUAAAGGGCCGGACCAUUUUCCAUGUUGCGGUUUUACUUCGAGAGGAAAAAAUCCUCAGUCUUAUACAUCAAAUAGGAGGAAUGAAAGACUCUCAUCUUCCAAGAUGUGAUAUCGAUGGAAAUAACAUUAUACAUUUGGCUGGGAGGUUAGGGGUCACAAAUUAUGAAAUAUUGUAUAAUAAUACUGGCCAACAGGACAAGAUUAUGCCGCCAUCGUUUCUCAAGGUUUCUGGAGCAGCGCUUCAAAUGCAAAGAGAGAUAAUGUGGUUCAAGGAAGUGGAGAAACUUUUACCACCUUCACACCACCAGAUGAGAAACAAAGCUGGAAAAAUGCCAAGGGAAUUAUUCACCGAAGAGCAUAAGUUAUUACUAAAAGAAGGGGAAAGGUGGAUGAAAGACACUGCAAAUUCUUGUAUGAUUGUAGCAGCUUUGAUUGCCACGAUGGUUUUUGCUGCAGGCUUUACUGUGCCAGGCGGUAAUAACGGCGAUAAUGGUAUUCCAAUAUUGCUAAAAUUCAAUGGAUUUGCGGUCUUUGUCAUAUCAGAUGCAGUGGCUCUAUUCAGCUCAAUCAUUUCCAUAAUUAUGUUCUUGUCCAUUCUGACGUCUCGCUAUGCUGAAGGUGAUUUUCUUGUGUCAUUGCCUGCCAAGUUAUUCUUCGGACUUACGGCGUUGUUUGUCUCAAUAGUUAGCAUGCUCUUGGCGUUUACAGCAACCUUCUUUUUGGUCUACAGUAAUCAUACGGGUUGGGAGCCAAAGCUCAUUGCUGCCUGUGCUGGUAUUCCUAUAGCUUUAUUUGGGUGUUUACAGUAUAAACUAUGGUUUGAUGUGGCAAAAUCGACAUAUUCGUCCAGGUUCUUUCUUAGACCAGGAAAGCACAAACUCUUUUAA
Messenger RNA from Solanum verrucosum, 1866 nucleotides. Its product is annotated as ankyrin repeat-containing protein NPR4-like. The coding region runs from base 1 to 1866 and encodes 621 amino acids. NCBI's taxonomy places the organism in Eukaryota, Viridiplantae, Streptophyta, Magnoliopsida, Solanales, Solanaceae. The transcript is spliced from 7 exons. Gene Ontology annotation, molecular function: protein binding. The record is from RefSeq and is a predicted model, not a curated record.